AUGGAUGCUAAGCUUCAUCCUGCUUCCACCGUUACAAACAUCAAAAGCCUUAUUUCCGUAACCCUAGAGAUGGACAGCGGCUUUUACGCCUCAUGGAUCGAACUCUUUCGCCUCCACUGUCGUGCGUUCCAGUGGAUUUAUGCAACUAUAUCCAGUGAUCUCUUACACACCAUCCUGAAACCCAAUGCUACUGCCCAUGAAGGAUGGGUGGCUCUCGAAAAUAUCUUUCACGGAAACAAAAGUUCACGGGCUAUUCGUCUCCUUCACAAGUUCUCCAAUACAUGUCUUAGCGGCUUUCCAAAUGUAUCUGCAUACCGCCAGCAGUUGAAGGUUCUUUCCGAUCAACUUGCAAGUGUCGGUUCACCGGUUGAUAACCAAAGUCUAGUCUUACAACUGAUCAGCAGGUUAAAUGAACAAUAUGAGGGGAUCGUUACUAUUUUAGAAAAUCAAGAUCCUCUUCCCAGUUUCUAUGAUGCACGCUCCAAACUUAUUAUGGUGGAAUCUCGCAAAGUCGAACAAGCACUUCAAGCAUCUCAGACAGCCGGUACCGCACUCACCGCCAACUCUUCUCGGUCUGCCGGCAACAACAAUGCACCGGGCGACUACCGCACGGACGGACAAUAUGGUGGCAGAGGUCGUGGCCGAGUGCAAGACCCUUGUUAA
Helianthus annuus (common sunflower) is the source of this 663-nucleotide messenger RNA. RefSeq lists its product as uncharacterized. The transcript is spliced from 2 exons. The record is from RefSeq and is a predicted model, not a curated record. Bases 1 to 663 code for a protein of 220 amino acids. Lineage: Eukaryota; Viridiplantae; Streptophyta; Magnoliopsida; Asterales; Asteraceae.